Messenger RNA from Grosmannia clavigera kw1407, 201 nucleotides. RefSeq lists its product as uncharacterized. The record is from RefSeq and is a predicted model, not a curated record. The transcript has a single exon. The coding region runs from base 1 to 201 and encodes 66 amino acids. NCBI's taxonomy places the organism in Eukaryota, Fungi, Ascomycota, Sordariomycetes, Ophiostomatales, Ophiostomataceae.
AUGCUGUCGAGCUUAAGGCUGCGCACUAUAUCCUGCCCAUUUUACGGCACGGGCUGCUUAGCAACCGAGGCACAGAAUCUUGUGGUGUACGGCGGUCCAAGAAGCAUUGCGCACCACGAGGCCGUCUGGGCCGAACGGUCUGGCGAGGUGCUUGCAUAUAACAGGGCGAAGAGCCUGUAUGGUUUGAACAGGUGGGAAUAA